UAUAUUAAUAAGUUGAUGUUGAUAAAUUCCAACCAAACACGAGGUUGGAGUUUGGACAGAAACAUAAAAUCAAACUCUCUGUUUGACAAAAGGCAAAAGUCUAUAGUGACAGAUUUUGUCAGUCACCUACACUCAAAUCAAACCCCAUCACAAAAAAAUUCUUUGUUGACCACACAACCUCCUCUUUAAACACCCAAAAUCUCUCUCCUUUUCUGUCCUCCUUCUAAAGAGAAGAGAGAGAGAGAGAUGGCGGUGGAGCUACUGGCCGGGAAUUACAUCGCCGGUACCGGAGCCGAGAGCUUCGCCGUCCAGGAAGCGGCGGCGUCUGGCCUCAGGAGCAUCGAGAAGCUGAUCCGUCUCAUGUCGCCGGAGAGUAUCGAUUCCAAUCAACCCUCCUCUUCUUCUGAUCUCGACGCCGCCUGCAAAACGACAGCCGAUGCCGCCGUUUCCAAUUUCAAGAGAGUCAUCUCUCUCCUGGGUCGGACCCGAACUGGUCACGCCCGUUUCAGACGCUCCCCAGUUCAAAAACCGGAGUCCGAAACGGCGCUGUUUCACGCUCCGCCGCCGCCGGAGAUCUUGUCGGAGUCGCUCUACGAAAGGAAAGGUUCGUUUUUGUCGGCCAAAACGAUCGAUUUCUCUUCUCUGUCCUCAGUGACAACUGAAUCGGAUCACAAACAACCUCGUCCCUCCGAAACGGCUCCGUUUAGGAUUCAAAGCUCGUCUUCCUCGUUCAAGCCUCUGUUUUCAUCGGCCUCUACGAAGAGGAAAUGCAGCUCCGAGAAUCUUGUCGCCGGAAAAUGCGCUUCCGCUUCCUCCGGCAGCUGCCAUUGCUCCAAGAAGAGAAAGUUGAAACAGAAGAGAGUGGUUAGGGUUCCGGCAAUCAGCGCGAAGAUGUCCGACAUUCCACCGGACGAUUACUCCUGGAGAAAAUACGGACAAAAGCCCAUCAAAGGAUCUCCGCAUCCGAGAGGAUACUACAAGUGCAGUAGCGUACGAGGCUGUCCGGCGCGUAAGCACGUGGAGAGAGCCGCGGACGAUCCAUCGAUGCUCAUCGUAACCUACGAAGGAGAUCACAGCCAUUCUCUCCCCGCCGCGGAAGCCGCCGGGGCCGCCGUAGCUGAUAUCAUAUUGGAAUCUUCGUGAAAAAUCUAUGGCUUGUAUGAAUCGAUGAAUAGAUAGAUCCUAGUGAUUUACUCAAACCGACCAAGUACGAACAAACUCAAGCAUCUUCCGUAAGUAAAUUUCUAAACUUUAGAUCACAAAGAGGGUGCUUCUUCUGCUGUUUAUCUCAAAAUGUGUUUAAAAAAAAGGCAAGUCUGAAAACGUUGUCUCCUUUGUUCUUGUUACGUAGUGUUGUGUUUUGAUGAUGAAUCCAGGAGCCACUUUCAUGCAGAAUUUUUCGUUA
This is a messenger RNA of Tarenaya hassleriana, 1405 nucleotides long. Its product is annotated as probable WRKY transcription factor 15. The transcript is spliced from 3 exons. Gene Ontology annotation, biological process: regulation of DNA-templated transcription. The record is from RefSeq and is a predicted model, not a curated record. Gene Ontology annotation, molecular function: sequence-specific DNA binding; DNA-binding transcription factor activity. The coding region runs from base 247 to 1143 and encodes 298 amino acids. Lineage: Eukaryota; Viridiplantae; Streptophyta; Magnoliopsida; Brassicales; Cleomaceae.